UCCAUCUCCCCAAUACCGCCAUCAACAAGACGGAAGGAAGGAGAGGAGGAGUACACGCUCAUUUCUGUACUCCCUACACAGAACCUUCUCUUUCACUUUCCAGAUUUUUUUCCUUCCUUCUUUUAGUUAUUCUUCCCUGUAAUCUCAAGUUUCUCAUCUCCAUUUUCAUUCAAUUUCAGUAAAAAUUCAUCUAAUCUGUGUGCUCACUGUCGUCACAAUUUCCGAUGAAGUUUGAUGAGCUGAUGAUUCCGGUUUUAUUACUCUUCUCCUUCUCGUUGUCAUACGCUGCGUUUUCAUAUCCGGCACCGCUGAAUUGUUCAGAUACAUCUCGGGUUUGUACAUCAUUCAUAGCUUACAAUUACAAAGGAGGAGAAAACGAAGAAAAAAAUCUUGAAACAAUUCAGAGUAUGUUUGAUGUUUUACCAAAUGAUAUAACAAUCGAAGGAAAUAAUCGUGAUUAUGUGUAUAUUAAGAAGAACUGUUCAUGUUUCUCACCGAUUCAUAAGUAUUUGACGACGACGACGUAUACGGUAAGACAGAAUCAAGGAUCAGUUUAUGAUAUGGUGCGAGAAGCUUAUGCGGAACUUGCUUACAUUAAAGAGUCGAAUCGGACAGCUCGUUAUGGUGCUGUGAUUUCGUUGAGGUUGUUAUGUGGUUGUUCGAGUGGAUUGUGGAAUUAUUUGAUGAGUUAUGUGUUGAAAGAUGGGGAUAGUAUUGGAUCGUUGGCGAGUCGGUUUGGUGUUAGUAUGGAGAGUAUUGAAACGCUUAAUGGGAUUACUAAUCCUGAUAAUGUUACUGUUGGUGAUCUCUAUUACAUUCCACUUGAUUCAGUUCCUGGUGACCCUUAUCCUCAGAAGACGGCUUCUCCCGCCCCAGUUCCCGCGCCCUCCGAUGAAAUUGUAAUAGCAACUGAAGUGGAUCACAAAUCUCACUUUCCAUAUGGGUGGGUUAUAGGGGGUGCCGGGUGUGCUCUUCUUCUGAUUUGUGUCACCAUCAUCAUCUGUGUUUACUGCCAAGCCUCAAAGAGUCGUGCAAAGGAUCCUAAUGGGAAAAUCCCACACAAAUUUCACAUUCUUGGAAGGUCAAGUUUCUGUUGUGCUUCAGGGAGGGACUGGAAACCGAAUAAUGAGGAAUCAGGCAAUCGGCAAAGCAAUAUUCCCAAAGCUGUGGGAGCUGAUGUAUUCGAUAUGGAGAAACCCGUAGUUUUCACUUAUGAUGAGAUUCUUUCCUCAACUGAAUGCUUCUCUGAUUCAUUUCUUCUUGGCCAUGGGACAUACGGAUCUGUGUAUUAUGCAGUUCUUCGUGACCAGGAAGUGGCAAUCAAGAGAAUGGCUGCUAUGAAAACUAAGGAGUUCCUUUCAGAGAUGAAAGUCUUAUGCAAAGUUCACCACUCUAAUUUGGUAGAACUGAUUGGCUAUGCGGCAAGUGAUGAAGAACUGUUCCUUAUUUACGAGCAUGCUCAGAAGGGUUCACUUGGAAGUCAUUUGCAUGAUCCACACAACAAGGGUAAUUCAUCCCUUUCUUGGAUAGUGAGGGUACAGGUUGCGCUUGAUGCUGCUCGUGGUUUGGAAUACAUUCAUGAGCACACUAAAACUCAUUAUGUACAUCGUGACGUCAAAACGAGCAAUAUCUUACUUGACAAUUCGUUCAGGGCAAAGAUUUCAGAUUUUGGGCUGGCAAAGCUUGUUGGGAAAACAGGUGAAGGAGAAGCAUCUGUGACAAAAGUUGUUGGAACUUUUGGUUACUUGGCUCCAGAAUACUUGAGUGAUGGGCGGGCUACAACAAAGAGUGACGUUUAUGCAUUUGCCAUUGUACUUUUUGAGCUAUUAUCAGGAAAGGAAGCAAUUACGCGAUAUGAUGGCCCAGCAUAUAAAAACCCUGAAAGGCGAUCAUUAGCAUCUAUCAUGUUAGCGGCGCUUAAGAAUUCUACAAGUUCAAUGAGUAUGACAAGCUUGAGGGAAUGCAUUGAUCCAAAUUUAAUGGACUUAUAUCCCUAUGAUUGUGUUUACAAGGUUGCGAUGUUGGCAAAGCAGUGUGUUGACGAGGAUCCAAUUUUACGGCCAGACAUGAAACAAGUUGUAAUAACGUUAUCACAAAUCCUUCUAUCAUCUGUAGAGUGGGAAGCAACCCUUGCAGGAAACAGCCAAGUAUUUAGUGGACUUGUGCAAGGAAGAUAGAUUUUUCAGUUUCUCCUCAGUGAUACCAAUUAGUCGGCAUCUUAUCUUCUUUUCUUUGUGUGUAUACAGUUAGCAGCUAAGUGCUCGAAAAGAUGGUAAUUAUGUAUCUUCUUUCUUUCUUCCUUCUUUUUCUUCUUUGUCAAUUUUUUUUUUCAAACUUUUCUUAUAUUCUUUUUAGCUUUUUACUGUAAUGUUUUGCCUUUUUGUAUGUGCGAAGUUUUUUCCGAAUGUAAUUUAAAAGUAAAGAUGAACAACUCAUGAUGAAGGGUUUAAUUUCUCUUCGACGAAGAACUGUGGUAUCAUUUUACAAAAUGAUGAAUCUGUCUAUGAAUAUAGCUAAUGCUUAUACAAAUGCUGGUGAAUAUUAUUUGACGAACUCGUUUAGCG
Molecule: messenger RNA, 2564 nt
Organism: Papaver somniferum (opium poppy)
Lineage: Eukaryota; Viridiplantae; Streptophyta; Magnoliopsida; Ranunculales; Papaveraceae
Product: lysM domain receptor-like kinase 3
Exons: 11
Coding region: 225-2177 (650 amino acids)
Biological process (GO): innate immune response; protein phosphorylation
Molecular function (GO): transmembrane receptor protein kinase activity; ATP binding
Source: RefSeq, a predicted model, not a curated record